AUCAUGGGUGUCUUUACGGGGACAGUUGCUGUUGGCAUCUUACAUUCAAAGGCCAACUGUGAAUAAUGUACUUAAGGUAAUCAUCCUUAAAUUGUAUUGAUGAAUAGCUGACAGAUGUAAGUUUAUUUUAUUCAAAUAUCAUCCCUUAAAUUCAAAUUGUUGCUAAGCAAAAGAGCCAUUAUAGCAAAAAGUGUUGCAACUGUCCCAGGUCUCCUCUAUUCAAUCAAUCAUUAUGUAUGACUGGCAUAGAUAGUUUCAUAAUUACUCACGGCAACUGAGCGGAAAAAAACAUUCCACCCUGUGCUGUUUUUAACUGACUCCAAGAGCGGACGCAAUCGGACAUGGUCGGAAAUGGCAUCGACCGUUUCACGAAGCAUUCGGAAUUCAAGAUCGGAGAGCGGACGCAAUCGGAAAUGUUCGGAAAUGGCAUCGACCGUUUCAAAUGGCAACGACCGUUUACGAGACGGAAAGUCGCCUCGCCGACGUCUGUAGUUCUUCCACGUCCACAUCAAUUUGAAGUAGACUGAACCACAAGAUGGAGGAGAAAGGGAUUGUUGACCGCGGUUGUCUCCCGCCGGAGCCUCGCUGCCGAGCGCUUAGGCACCACCGCCUCCUGCAGUGUGCAGCGCCGAGGCGGUGAUCGCUCAGCAGCGGGAAGGAGGGCUCAAGCUGGAGACGUUCGCCGGCAACAACCCCUUUCUCCUCCAUGUCGUGGUUCAUGUACUUCAGGGAGUAAUAGGUAGGCUAGGGGAACUCAUUAAUGUUAGAAAACCUCAGAAAGUGACAUUUUCAUGCCAUGGGAUCUUUAAUAUAUACACACACACAAUGUAGAUGGACUCCUACCUUGAAGAGCUGAUGAGAGGAGAACAAGGCAAUGGCACACAGAACGAUGUUUGAACAGACAGACCACGCAUCUACAGAGGUGGCCAUUGAGGAUAACAGCAGGGAUGAGUACUAGUAGGCUACUAAUGACAGCAUGGACGGAAGAACUAACGUUAGCAUACCAAUUCAAACUGUUUGACGUUUAUUCAGUUGUUGCAAACCAUACACUUGUGUAUUUACUAACUUAGAUUUGGAAUAUUUCCUCUUAUGCCAGAAUUUGAGUAAUGUGGUGAACUUCAGCCUGCAGACCUGCGGUUUGUUGUGAUCUGGAGAGCACAGUGCGCACGCGCACUGAGUACAGUGCGCAUGCUCGGGAGUUCAAACAGCAUGGCGGCGGACUGCUUGACAACAAUAACAGAGCAAUGGAUACGACAUAAACUAUACUUAAAACAUCCUUAUCUGGGGGACGUCAGAUCACUGAGGCUUCCAGGAACAUACGAAGAAAAGAUCCGACAUCUGGGGGAUGCAUUGACCAACUUUAUCCGUCUGAAGAGCCUCGACCUCUCCUACAACGCUCUUGUGUCAGUGGAGGUACGUCUGUCCGUCUGCCUCGACCUCUCCUACUACGCUCUGGUGUCAGUGGAGGGGUUGCAACACUUGAAGAUGCUAGAGAGGCUGAAUCUCUACUACAACCGCAUACCCACCAAGGAGGAGGUCAAAGUCCUCUGUAAGCUGCCAGCAUUAAAGGAGUUGGACCUCAGACUCAACCCUUUGACCAGGAGGGAUCCAAAUUAUCGCCUUUCUCUGAUCCAUGCCAUGUCCAGCUUGCGGAAACUGGACGAUUGUCCAGUCAGAGAUACUGAGCGUAAAGUGGCCAUCAUGCAGUUCCCUUCUGGCUGUGGGCCUCCACAGGGCCCACACUGUCCAGAUGAGUGUCCUCAUCUGGACACUGAGCAGAGAAGCAGAAACCAAAGAGUGUCGUCUGUUGAACGCUUAACAAAGAGGCUUUUUGAUGUCCCUGAUGAUAUUGUGAUGAACUUUGUUGCGAAGAGUAAUGUUGGUCAAAGUAACACACAAUCUCCGUCUUGCUCUUCCCACGAGAAUUUGGAGUCUCUUCCUUAUCUAAAACAAGAAACUGAGGAAGGAAGAGUAAUAAACAUUUCUGACUCUAUUAAGACAUCCCCUCAGGAAAUGGGUAAAUCCAUCCUGAGAUUCAACAAGACCAAAUUUGUAACAGAAAAACCGAGGGUGUCGUUUGGCCCCAUCGUAGAGAAGAUGUGCAGAUCUCUCACUGGAAGAGCAAAGCACAAGGAGAACACGAGACAAAUGAGACUCCAAGCCAAAGGCCAUUUCACCCCGAACCCCAGCCAGAAGCCUCAGCGCUGUAGUUCUCCAUUACACAACCUUCAGCCUCAUAGCCCGCCGAGGUCAGGAUUCCAUCUCUCUGACCAAUCAAACCCCAUCCUGCACCCGGCAAGAAGAUCCUACUGUGGCCUCAACAGAACAGCAGGGGGCGCCACUGCCUCUCCACAGAAAGCUGACCAGCACAAAAGAGGUAGCUACAGGAAGCCACUGGAAAUGCUUCUUAACCUUGUGGACAAGCACUGGGCGGGGGAGAGGUCGCUUCAUCAAAACAGCAACUUCCUGUCACAGGCAGUCCAGAUCCUCUCCAUGAUGGAGGAUGACCUCUCGGUCCAGGAAGCAGAGGUCACGACCUUGAGGUGGGAUGUGGCCACACUGCGCCAUGGGGCGGAGUUACGAGAGGAGGAGCAUCGGCUGGAAGUCCUGGGGCUUUCGUCUCAAGUGGAGGAGACUCAGGGGGCCGUGGCCGGGUUCCAGGAGCAGCUGAGGCUGGUUCUGGAGGAGAACGUGGGCUUACAGAAGCAGCUGAUCAGACUGGAGCAGCAGUACCUCAAGUCUCUGAUGAAGAUUUCACCAAUCGAUCAGAUAAAAGAGGCUCAGACGGAAGUGGAGGAGCUGAGGAGGGAGAUCGAGGGGCUGAGGGAGAAGGUCCGAGAGACGGAGCGAGUCAACGAGUUGACCAACAUGCUGCAGGAGAGCCACAGGUCGCUGGUGGUCACCAACCAGAGGUUACUGGGGGAACUGAACAGCAGUUUGCAACAUGGAUGAUGUGAUGGACAAAUCAAAAUGUCUGGCAGUAGUGAGGACUAGUUAGAAAGGAAAACAAGACAACGUGAUUAUUGAAUGUAUGAUAGAUCCAUGUGGAUCCAUAUUGAAGCGUUCAUGAUAUUUAAUAUUGCUGUAUAGUAUUAAUUUACACCAAUAACUGUUAUCAUUAAUAAAGUUCACAAUGUAAUUGUUUUACGUAUUUUAUU
Molecule: messenger RNA, 3158 nt
Organism: Gadus chalcogrammus (walleye pollock)
Lineage: Eukaryota; Metazoa; Chordata; Actinopteri; Gadiformes; Gadidae
Gene: cep72
Product: centrosomal protein 72
Exons: 14
Coding region: 1189-2952 (587 amino acids)
Molecular function (GO): protein binding
Source: RefSeq, a predicted model, not a curated record